AUGGCGGCGAUAGGGAAGACGAGGCUGGACUCGGGUUGGAUAGGGACUAGAGACAGGGAGGUCACGGUUAGUGGCACCCAGCUCACCACCACCCACCCUCCCUCCCCUGCCCUUCCUUGGAUGGAGGCCGUCGUCCCCGGAACUGUUAUGGCAACCUUGGUGAAGGGCAAAGAUGUACCCGAUCCCUUCUAUGAACUGCAAAACGAUUACAUCAUAGAUAUUACUGAAUCCGGGAGGCAGUACUACACAUUCUGUCUCUUCACAACUUUUCAGUGUAAACUGUCCAGCACACAGUUCCUGGAUCUGAAUUUCCGCGCAAUCAAUUAUUACGCAGAGGUAUAUUUAAAUGGGCACAAAAAAGACCUGCCAAGAGGGAUGUUUCGAAGACAUUCUCUUGAUGUCACUGAUAUAGCGCAUCCUGAUGGUCGAAAUUUGCUUGCUGUUCGUGUUUACCUGCCAGAUAAUCCUGGGACCAUUCCUCCUGAGGGUGGGCAAGGUGGCGAUCAUGAGAUCGGGAAAGAUGUAGCUGCACAAUAUGUGGAAGGUUGGGAUUGGAUGUGCCCUAUAAGGGAUAGAAACACUGGCAUAUGGGAUGAGGUGUCAAUUUCUGUAACAGGGCCAGUUAAAAUAAUUGAUCCCCACUUGGUUUCAUCGUUUUUUGACAAUUACAAGAGGGUAUAUCUUCAUGCUACAUUUGAGUUGGAAAAUGGAAGCACCUGCGUUGUCGAGUGUUCUUUGAAUAUCCAAGUCACAACAGAACUUGAAGGAAACGUUUGUUUAGUAGAGCAUCUUCAGACUCAACAUCUGUCAAUCCCUGCUGGAUCACGGGUGAAAUAUACAUUUCCUGAGCUCUUCUUCUACAAACCCAAUUUAUGGUGGCCAAAUGGUAUGGGAAAGCAAUCCUUGUACAAUGUUGAUAUUACUGUCGAUGUAAAGGGAUACGGAGAAUCUGAUUUGUGGAGCCAAUUAUUUGGAUUCCGCAAAAUUGAGAGCCACAUUGAUACUACCACCGGUGGGAGGUUGUUCAAGGUCAAUGGUCAGCCUAUUUUUAUUCGUGGUGGUAAUUGGACAGUGUCAGAUGGCCUCCUACGACUUUCAAAAGAGCGUUACAGAACAGACAUCAAGUUUCAUGCAGAUAUGAAUCUUAACAUGCUCCGUUGUUGGGGAGGGGAAGUGGCCGAGAGGCCAGAAUUUUAUCAUUACUGUGAUAUUUAUGGCCUGUUGGUCUGGCAAGAAUUUUGGAUUACUGGAGAUGUCAAUGGACGAGGUGUCCCAGUAUCAAAUCCAAAUGGUCCACUGGACCAUGAUCUUUUCUUGCUAUGCGCAAGAGAUACUGUCAAGCUUCUAAGGAACCAUCCAAGUCUUGCCCUUUGGGUGGGUGGAAGUAAACAAAUUCCUCCAGAUGACGUCAACACAGCUUUGAAACAUGACCUCAGGCUCCAUCCAAAUUUUGAAAGCUUAUCAAAUGAGAGUGGCAAGAUUGUUAAAGAUUUUUCUGCAGGGUCGGACGAUCCAAGCCAAUAUCUUGAUGGUAAACGCAUUUACAUCCAAGGGUCCUUGUGGGAUGGAUUUGCAAAUGGAAAGGGGGACUUCACGGAUGGCCCUUAUGAAAUUCUGAAUGGUUCUGUAGGUAUGCCUGUUUCAGCUACCAUCAGAGCUACAAUGCCUCCAGAAGCACGGCAGAUUCCUUUGUUUAAGAAGGUUUCCAAUGAUUAUGAAGAAGUUCCAAACGGCAUGUGGGUACACUAUAAAUACAUGCCUUAUUCAAAACCAGGCAAGGUUCAUGACCAGAUUUUACUUUAUGGGUCGCCAAAGGAUCUUGAUGAUUUUUGCUUGAAGGCUCAACUAGCUAACUACAUUCAGUAUAAAGCUCUAUUAGAGGGUUGGACUUCACGCAUGUGGAGUAAAUACACUGGUGUUUUGAUUUGGAAAACACAGAAUCCUUGGCCAGGUCUUAGAGGGCAACUUUACGACCAUUUUCUAGACCAAACGGCAGGUUUCUAUGGCUGUCGAAGCGCAGCGGAGCCAAUCCAUGUCCAGCUUAACUUGGCUACAUAUUUCAUAGAGGUUGUCAACACUACAUCAGAGGAACUAUCUGAUGUCGCUAUAGAAGCCUCGGUGUGGGAUCUAGAAGGAACAUGCCCAUACUACAAAGCUCAUGAAAAGGUGUCCAUGCCGCCAAAAAUAACAGUACCAAUUGCUGAGAUGAAAUAUCCAAAAUCUAAAAACCCAAGGCCAGUGUACUUUCUUCUUCUCAAGCUGUAUCACAUGUCAGAUUAUCGCAUUAUAUCCAGGAACUUUUACUGCUUGCAUCUGUCUGGUGGAGAUUACAAGCUGUUAGAACCGUACAGGAAGAAAACAGUUCCAUUAAAAGUUACAUCCCAGGUUUCCAUCAAAGGAACCACCUAUGAAAUGCAUAUGCGCAUCCAGAACAAAUCUAAGAAACCAGUGCCGAAAAGUUUAACCUAUCAAAACAAUUUCACUACUAAACAAGGUGAUGGUGAUUUUGAUGUAGCAUCGGUGGAAUCUACACACGACGGAGCAGACAAAGAGCUUGAAGUUGGUUGGUUUCGGAAAAUAUCCAGACAUUUCACAAAGGAGAAUGGUGGUUUGAGGGUUGCUGAAAUCAAUGGCAAAGACACAGGCGUUGCUUUCUUCCUUCAUUUUUCAGUUCAUGGAUUGAAGACAGACCAUAAGGAAGGAGAAGACACAAGAAUUCUUCCUGUUCAUUAUUCAGACAACUAUUUUUCGCUGGUGCCAGGUGAAGUUAUGCCCAUCAAGAUCUCUUUUGAGGUCCCUCCUGGUGUCACCCCCCGAGUUACUCUUGAUGGAUGGAAUUACCAUGGUAUCCAUACAGUCCAUUGAGUUGGUUAAUGAAUUUUUUUUUCUUUGCUCUUUGUAAUAGUUGAAUUAUACACAAGAGAUCUUGCUCCUCAAGCAAAGACCAAUGUAAGGAAACAAUGUCCAAUUUUACAGACAUUAUUAUCCC
Messenger RNA from Prunus mume (Japanese apricot), 2989 nucleotides. NCBI's taxonomy places the organism in Eukaryota, Viridiplantae, Streptophyta, Magnoliopsida, Rosales, Rosaceae. The record is from RefSeq and is a predicted model, not a curated record.